UUCACUGUGUACAGAAAGACAAAAGAAAUGAAAAAGGAGGUGAAUAUACUGACACAUACAGCAGAAGUAGUGUUAACCGAAGAGCAACGUUCUGCAGUGGAAAUAUUGAAAGAGAAACACAGGGCACAAGAUCUAAAGGAAGGUCUUGCGCAAGAGACACUGGAUGAACCUAUUGAAAAACUCAGUGGCGAUCAACCCACUCAAGAAAUUGGUGAAGGCACCAGUGGUAAUAAUAAUAAUAAUAAUACAGAAGGGAUUACAGAGGAAUCAGGCGGUGCUUUGUGGGACAUUUUCAGAAGGGAGGACGUUCCCAAGUUAGAGGCAUAUCUUAGAAAGCACGUCAAAGAAUUCAGGCACACAUAUUGCUCCCCAGUAGAACAGGUCGUUCAUCCGAUCCAUGAUCAGUGUUUUUAUUUAACUUCAGAGCACAAAAGGAAGUUGAAACAAGAAUAUGGAAUUGAGCCAUGGACCUUUGAACAAAAACUUGGAGAGGCUGUAUUCAUUCCUGCUGGAUGCCCACACCAAGUCAGAAAUCUCAAGUCAUGUACAAAAGUAGCUGUGGACUUUGUCUCUCCUGAAAACAUUCAUGAGUGCCUGCGUUUAACUCAGGAGUUCAGACUUCUGCCGAAGAACCAUAGAGCCCGAGAAGACAAACUUGAGAUAAAGAAGAUGAUACUCUAUGCAGUUGAGCAAGUAAUUAAAGAUGCAAGGAAUUUGUUAACAUAACAAAGU
Molecule: messenger RNA, 732 nt
Organism: Pistacia vera
Lineage: Eukaryota; Viridiplantae; Streptophyta; Magnoliopsida; Sapindales; Anacardiaceae
Product: lysine-specific demethylase JMJ25-like
Exons: 6
Coding region: 28-726 (232 amino acids)
Biological process (GO): regulation of transcription by RNA polymerase II
Cellular component (GO): histone deacetylase complex; chromatin
Molecular function (GO): chromatin DNA binding; transcription coregulator activity; histone H3K9 demethylase activity
Source: RefSeq, a predicted model, not a curated record